Messenger RNA from Porites lobata, 8845 nucleotides. Lineage: Eukaryota; Metazoa; Cnidaria; Anthozoa; Scleractinia; Poritidae. The record is from the annotation of a GenBank genome assembly.
AAAAAAGAGCGCCAUAUUGAAAACGAGAAAAUCGUAAAUAGAAACGCGAUGUCUCGUUCGAGGAAAAGUCGAAAAUCUACGGAAAAUACUAAAGUCGCUGAUCACUCUGAUGAGCCUUCUAACUGCAUAAUCUGUUUGGAAACAGUUUCUUGUCGUGGGAAAUUGAGUGUCUGCAAUCACUGGUUUUGUUUCCCUUGCAUUUUGGAAUGGGCAGAGGUUAAUUAUAAAAUUAGACAUUGUUGUUGAAUUUGUUCAGAUUUACUAUUCAGACUAUUAGUAUAUGUCUCAUUUUGGAUUCAUGGAUAAAUGUAAAUCAAUUAUUUACGCUAUCAUUAACUCGAAGCGUAUUUUCUUUCACAGAAUACAAAUACUUGCCCCAUCUGCAAGGCUCGAUUUCGUUGCAUAACGAAGGUACACAAAAAUUACACUUAAAAUCUUAAAACUUUAAAAUCGAUGACUUGUUCAUCCGGAGAAAUCUUAAACCUUAAUGUGGGAGAUAAUAACGCUAACUUAAAGAUCUUACCGCUAAUAGUAAACCCUUUAAUUGGUCUUAAUUCCUGUCCUUACGUUUUGAAAUUUUAAGCGUCUUACAUUUUAAUUUCCACUUUUGGAUGCGAAAUGUACAUCCAUUUCCAUUUCUCGGUUUUAUACCAAUUAAGCAUAGUAUCUGUCAGAUAAACUUAUGUUCAUAAAAACAACAGAUGUGAGGCUAUGCAGGUGUGAAAAGGAGAAUGAUUUUUGCAUAUAUUGCACUACUUUUGGAGUUCAUAAGUCGGACUUCCCAAUGUGUCAGUUUAAAAUACUAACCUUAAUCUCUUUAGAAUUUUCUCGUCUCUAAGUACGGUAUGCCUGGAUGUUCCAAAUCGAAACUACCAUCAUUAAGUUUAUAAGUUGUGAAAUUAUUUCUUAUUUUUAUUUGGAAUACUUGGCGGUUGUGCUUGAAUGCAUGGUAAUCCAACAUGUAUUUUGAAUGAGUGUAAAACAGGCAGAUGUCUCAUUUUUUCUGAACCAUGAAUAUUACAUUAAAUUUCACAUUUUCCGGUCUCAGGUACAGUGCAUAUUUUGUUUAAAUAUAAGAUUAUGUGUAACCAAUAUUUCACCACAAUUAACAUUGAAAAUGACACUUAAGUGUCCAGUGUUUGCAAUUUUAAAAGUUUGCACACCUCGAAGAUAUAUUGAAUGACCAAAUAACCCAUUAAGUGUAUUACUGUUCCUUUUAGGUUCAUUUGAGUCCUUUCAAAUCUCCACCAACCAAAGUUCGUGUGGGUGACAAGGAUCAGAGAGUGUGGAAUGAUGACGAUGAUUUAGUUGCUGAAGAUGUUUUUGAUGCUCUUGACUUGGUUGAAGAUGAUUUAGAUGAUGACUAUGAACCACCUAUUUAUAUAAGUAAUCCAUGGAGUAGGAGUUUGCAAACCAGAGGGCGUCAAAGAGAACCAGUAUGUAUAGUCAGUGAUUUUUGUACUCAUAAAUAAUGUUUUUUUUCAGACAAGUUUAGUGCUGUUUUUUCAUACUCUUUAGUAUAAACUAAAUCAAUGAUCAUUUUAAAAUUUGCAUCAUUAAUGAGCAUUUGGACAUUUUAUCAAUAACAACUUGUCAGCCACAAAAAAAUUUUGAAAAGUUAAUUUUGGUGAAUAAUUAAUGAUCAAUUUGACAUUUUGAUAGAGUCAAAGAAGAAGACUUCCCCAGACAUCCAGGCAGCUGCAUCUUGAUCAAUAUGACUUGGAAGACUCCUUCAUCGAUGACACCGAUGAUGUUCUUCAAGAAUUUCUUUAUUCCACUUACAGUAGAGAGAUUAGAAGAAACAAUGGUAAUAUUGUGGACCCUGUUAUUUCUGAUCAUGGCGAUGAUGAUGACGAUGACCAUAGUGAAGAGGAGGAGGAAAGUGACAUGGACAGUAGUAGUGAAGAAAUAAUUGUGGUCCAGAGAGAUGAGCCCUAUACAUUACGUGAUAGCCACAUAUCUCUCCCAGACUCUUCAAGAACUACAACAAACUCCCUUGACAGGUAUAUUUUGUAAAACCGGGUCAAGGGUCAUAGAGAGUCAGACCAUAUGAGUUUUCUUCUCCAUGACUUAUAAAUUAUUAUUAUAUAAACACUAAUGAAAUACCAGGUGAGUUACACACAGAAAUGUUAUUGUCACACUUGAAAUAAAUUGCACCUUGUGCACCAAAAAAUAUUAAAUUGAAAUGGUCUGGUAUUUCCUGGAGGGAAGGGGGGGUACUUUGAGAAAUUUUGGGUGUGGAUGUGCCGCUGGUACCCUAGAACUCUUAGCCUAUACCAGAGCUAGUUCAAGUGAAUUUCACUACCCUAUACUAGACUUAACUCCCCAAAUCCCCCCCUCCCCCCAUCCUAGAGUAGCUAUUUUCCAGAAACUACUGAGGUCCAGCCAAAACAAAACCGAUUUGAUUUUUUUUUCAUAUUUUUGAGUGGCAAUUCCCGGUUUCCUUAGUCUAGACUGAAAUCUUCAACCAAUUGAUCAGUUUCCUGUAAAGUGAUACCCUGUCCUAGACAUAAACUCUCUGAUUUAUGUCACCUAUCCCAGAGUAAACUGCUUGAAAACCAUACCCUUCAGAGCGGCACAUACCUAUAUAGCCGAUAUAUGGCAGUAGCACCCAGGGGUAUAUCAUUGGUGUUUGCAUAAUAAAAAGAACAUUACAUGGCCAAUUGGAGAUACAAAAUUUCUUUUCUCAUGUUGACAUAUUUCAACACUGAAGGGGAUAUCAUUGGUGUUUGCAUAAUAAAAAAUCAAAUAUUCAAAUCAAAAUAUAAAGAAUAAGCACACUCAUUUUCAGACCUGGGUCCUGGCUUUACGGCCUGAAAUCAAAUAUUCCAAAAUUUUGUUUCCAUUUUGUUUCACUAACUAAUAGUUUUAUCAUGCUAGAUGCAAAACUAUUGAAACCUCGAUUUUUAAUGUAAACGGAGACAGCUUACCAGGCUCGUUAAUUAUCGGGACUUUCGAGAAAUGGGCCCCUGGCCCUAGUUGUUCAAAAGUUGGAUAGCUCUAUCCUCUGCAUAAGUCGCUAUCCAGUGGACAAGUAUUAGGAAAACCAACAUGGUGUUAUCCACUGGAUUAGUGAUGUAUCCGAAUAAGAAUGCUAUCCACCUUUGAACAGUUUGGGCCAUAAAAUCCAUAUCCAUUUUCAAACCCAUCACCUUGUCCAAGUAAAGUUAACAUAUCAUUCCAAGGAAUUUUUUUAGUUGCAUUUGACACUGGACGUUCUUAUUCAUAUAGAGCUGAAAAGACAACAUGAUUAUUCCCUCUCUUGGUUCCCUUGAAAAUCAUACUCAGGAUGGUCAAUGGAAAAUGUCUGGCCAAAAAUAUGCUUUGUCCUGUCAAAUCCUUGGAUGAACCAGGCUUUUUUUCUUGUCAUGUAUGCUUGCAAUGGAAAAAUUGAAUUCAGAACAUCAGAUUUUAAUAAUACUAAGGCUGGACAUUAUUGGUGUUCUUGGAGAAAAAACAGGAAAAGAAAGAUACUGCUAGAGCAUGCAUUUAUCCUUUUGAAAAAUAAAUGACUCAUAAUGUUGUUUUUCAAUUUCUGUUAGUUGCAAUUUAUUGCUUUCUUAUCUGUGAAGUCAUUAAUGUGCAAAGUUAGGGGUAGCAUGUGCAGUGGUGUGAAUUUAUAUUGUUGUAGUCUAUGUGGAUUUCACUGUGAAAUAUGAUAAUCCUCGAUGAUGGUGUAAUAUUGCAAGGAUGUAAAACUAGCAGCAUGCCAGGAGAACUGGAGAACUAAAGAAUGUAACUGAAGAAACAGUUGCAUGCACAAAAAAUUAUAAGAGCUUUCCAAUUUUGCUAAACAUUGCAGCUGUCUUGGCAGGUGAGGGGUGGGGGGGGGGGAGGCACGGGGCACAACACCAUGCAUUUCAUGCUUCCUGCGAGGCUUCAUUUACAAAAAGAGCAUGGUAAAUAUAGUUGUUUGUUAUUUAAACUUCAGGCCUAAGUUGUUCAAAAGCUAGAUCAGAGAGUGCUAUCCAGUGGAUAGCGCUAUCCACCUUUUGAACAACUGGGACCAGGUGGGAGGGGACUCUGAUAGAGAUAUACGGUAAUGUACCGUAAUAUAUAUUUGCCUGCCCAAGGAUGAAUAUUCUAUUUGUUUAUUCCACUUACAGUAGAGAGAUAACAAGGGACAGUGUUGUUGUUGAUAAUGAUGAUGGUGAAGAGGGCGAGGAAACUGACACUGCAAGAAUUAGUAACAAAAUUGUGGCACAGAAAAACAAGCGUUAUCCUUUACGAAACUCUUCAAGAACUAGAACAAACUCCAUUGACAGGUACAUGUACAUGUACAUGCAUUUUUAAAAUAAUUAAAUUUGUUAAACCAGCUCAAGGAUCAACUUUAGUAACUCAAGUUCUCUUAUCUGUAACAUACAAGUAAUGACUUAGUAAUAAGAGUAGCAAUAUUAAAAUUAUAAAACAAGCCAAUUGUUUCAACACUACAGUGACCUGGACAAAAACCCUUUUUACAGUCAUGUAUGUUAUUAUUAACACUAAUGUCUUAUAAUGUGCUGCUUUUGAAAUAAAUUUCAAGUAGUACAUAGCUACACUCACUUGUGGAACCCUACCUUAGUAUAACAAAAAAAAAUUCACACCAGUAAUGAAAAAAUGAUUUGAUCAGAACCAAUAACCUGACAAAAACAUACUGACAUAUUUUAGUAUUAACACACACAUUUUCUGAGUGGCAGGUUCAUGUAGUACUAUAAGCAACACGUCAACUUCUCACUGUGUUUUUUUUGUUGUUCUUGUUUCAGACUACUUCAGCUAACUGAAGAGCAAUCAUGUGGUUCACCAGCAAGCAGUGACGGCUUCAUUGUCAGUGAUAAUGAGUCAGAUGGUUAGUUUGGAUUUUAUAUUUAAUUAGUGGUCAUGCCUGUAAUAUUACAGAGUCGCAGCUGUCAAAACCAAGGAAGGAGAUAAAGAGAAGGCUCUUGGCAAGAAAAGCGUUUUGAAGCUAAUACCUGUAUGGCAAUUGAACAAGGUCUACUGUAAAACAAUAUGAUGCCUAGAAACCUGGUGUAUGACUUGAAAAGACUCAGGCACUGAUGUUGAUGAUGAUGAUGAUAUUGUUGUUAGGAUUAUAUGAGAAGGUAGGCUGACCUGGCUUGCCAAGAUCCCAGUUGUUUGAUCCAGGAUCUCUGCAAGCUUGCUUGUCUGCCUCCUCAUAUAAAUGCAACAGACGUUUUAUUUUUUAAGAGGAAACAAGGUAUGAGCCGGGCUAGCUUUUAAAGGGGGACAGCGUGGCUAACUGGGUUGGUUCGCCUCAUAUUAACAGGUCUCAAUGCAGCCACAAAUUCCACAAACAAUGAAAUCAUAAGUUUCUCACUCAGCAGCCAUGAACUAAACUGUGAAGAGGCCAACCUAAAUCACUCAGGUUUAAAUUAGGACAGUUUUGUUCAAGAGUUUUGUAAUUUUUUUGAUAAACGUUUACAUUUAUUCAUUGUAAGUUAUCUUGCUUUAUCAAUUUUCACUGAGCACUGCUUCUUAGAGUUAUUUUAAUAAAUUUUGAGUUAUUUUAAAAAAUUCCAUAUUAUUCCACUUACCUAUAAUAUAUAUUUAUAACUGAUAUCAGCAUUAAGUUAAGGAUUUUUUUCCUUUGUUUAAUGCAAAUUCUGUACAACAUAUUUUUUUUAAGGUUGUCAAAUUUAAUGUCUCUUUUUCUUGUUCUUUAGAUGAUCUUAGCAGUGAUUGGAUACCAUCUAACAACUACGGUAAGACUUCAAGGAAUAGAUGCAGAAACAGAAAGUCGAGUGGUAUUGUAGGUAUCUAUUGGUAAAAUGUAAAUGCGUUUGUAAGUAUAUUUUUAUAAGGUGUUUUUUCUAACUUUUUUUAUUUUUCUUUGUUCUUUAGAUGAUCUUAGUAGUGACUGGCUACCAUUUGGUAAUCAUAGUAGUAAGAAUUCAGGAGAUAGAAGCAAAAACAGAAACCAGGGUGAGGCAAACUCAAGGAGGCUAAGAUCCAACUCAAAAUGGCCAGCUGGACCAUCAAGCACCAGACAUUUCAAACAGUCGCGGAGAAGCAAACAAGUUUCUGAUCAGAUUCAAAACAACAGUAAAAGGAAAAGACAGGUAAGAAACAACUACAGAAAACCUUGUACAUAAUAUUAAUGACAUGUUAUUAUUAUACUUGUAAAUUAUAAAUGUGUUUCUUUAAUUUGAAGUUAUUUUUAGAGUGUAACAAACUCAAUUGGGACCACUGACACUUUGAAACUUAAACAUAUAAAAAUAUUUCCGUGAUUGGCUUAUGACAAAUUGAUCAAGUCAGACUCCUUUGUUAGUAUGAACUUGACCUUUGAUUGGCCAACAUUAAUGUUAAGUGGUUCCAAUUUAGUUUCAGCACUUCUUAAGUCUAAACUCUGGAGUGUUAUCCUUUAGCACUCAGUCUUUUUUCACAAACCCACUUUUUGGAAUAUUAUUGUUGUAUAGACACUGUUUCCCUCUGCCUUAACACAGGGUUUAUUCUACCUCCCGGCAUGAAAUCCCAAUCUCCUUUCCCUCCGCUCAAUUAACACUCAAUCGGUUUAUUCUUCGAUUGAGUUCACUAUUGCAACUCACCGGAAAAAAAAUCAAUCGAACCCAAUCCACGUUUGAUUUUCAAAAUUUAUGUAAAACAGACGUUGAAAAUCCAUUACCAGAUAACAAAUGGGCCCUACCUGAAAAAAUUCCGCAGAAUGGAUCUUGGAUGUCUUAAAUGUAUAGGGCUGGACUGAUGUUUUCAGGGUUUGUUCUGUUCUCUUCUCUUAACUACCGUUUAUAAAUGGGGUUUGUGAUAUUGAAUAAAUGAAAAACUUGCUUGGUUGCUUUGGGCUUGCUUUGUAUCAGUCAGUAUUUAAUUGUGUUCGAUUGAUUGGUUGACUGUCAUCAGACGGAUUGAGUUCGAUUGAUCGAUUUGUUCGAUUGGUCAUUUGUUCGAAAUCAAGUUCGACCAAUCAAUCGAACUCAAUCCACGGAUUGAGUUCGAUUGAGUUCGACUGAGUUCGAUUUUCGAACGUUCGAUUUACUAUGCCGGGACUACUACAGGAUUUUCACUCCACACAAAAUUUAUGCAAGUAUGACAUGGGCUACCUGAAAAAAAUGGAUCUUGUGUCUUAUGAGGGGUGGACUGAUAUGUUGGUUGACUCUUGGUCAACAUAUCGGUCAAUAUAUCGGCCAAGACAGUAUUGGUUGACUGUCAAUAGAGUACGGGUCAUUUGUCGAUCAAGUACCAAUCGAGUAUCAGUCGAGUAUCGGUUGAUAUGUGGCCAAUAGUCGGUCUCUGAUAACAAUCGGUCGAUAGUCAGCCGAUACUCAGUAGAUAGUCAGUCGUUACUUCACCAACAGAUCACCGACAUAUCACUGACAUUUCACCGACACUUGGCCGACACCUCAGCUGUGGUGACAAAUAGACCUUUUCUAGAUGUGCGUCAGUAACAAAGUUGAUGUAAAUUUUGAUUUCUCUCCAUUGUACAGCAAACCUCUAUCAGUGAUGAAGAAUUGCAAGAGUUGACAUCUUCAAAAGAUAGACAAGUUGAAACUCUUUCAUCAGCAAAUGGCUGGAUCAACACCGCUAGGAAACAAGCAAGAGCUCAUACUUCAACUUUAUCAUCUUAUCAAAGAACAAGGUGUAACUUGUUAUGUAUUAAAAGAUAAGUUACCCUGAUCCCCCUGAUUCAUAUCCUCAUUGACACCCACUGAAACUGGGUUGAUCGAUGUCUUUGUUCACUUGAUACUAGUCAGGAUUUGAAAGACUAAAGCCUUGCGGAGGUGACUUUUAAAGUGCCGUAAAAUUCCGAAAAUAAGCCCCGGGGCUUAUAUUUUUCAAAGGCUUAUUUUUGGAGGGGCUUAUCUAUGGAUGGAAAUUUGCGUUUCAAAAUCAGUUGGACUAGCCUUAUAGUUGGAAGUAAAUUUACCGUUUUUGCUUGUUUUACUUUCUAUUUGAGGGCAAUUCCAAGUACAAGCCCCUGGGGGCUUAUAUUUGGAGGGGCGAUUUAACGGAGGGUUUUUCGCGUUACUGGUUUGGGGGGCUUAUAUUUGGAGGGGCUUAUACAUGGAGGGGCUUAUUUUCGGAAUUUUACGGUAUUAUGAAAAAUACUGUCCACACUAUCUAGAGGGGUUGCCAUAGUGAAUGUUACUGGCUGUUUGGUAGUGGAGUACACGUUUGGUUCAUCCAUUGUUAUUCUUGUGUCUAGUUGUGAUAUUGUUUCUUGUAGUGUUUCUUUCCGUUCUCUUUUAUCCUUGUUUACUUAUUGAGUUUUCUUUUAUCUUGAAGGAAAAAGGCUUCUGUAAACGUAAAUAGAUCAAGGAAUACAAGAACAAAACCAAGGAAUCCUGUUGAAAGCAGAGAGAGCUCAAGCGAUUCAGAUAUGGAAGUUCUGGGAGAUAAGACUAAAAUUAAGGAACUACCAUGUCACCAGCGAAAUAACCAAUUCAACAAGGUUAAUAAUCUAGGGAUGAAGAAGAAGCAACAUAUUUCAUGUACACCUUCAACAUCUUCCUUCAUUGCAAUGAACGAAGUAACACCCAACAACUCCUCUGAUGAUGAAAGCAACUUAUCUGAUGCUAUGAUUGUUCAACCAACCCCUUGCUCCAAGACAACACGAUCCAUAUUCACCAAAAGAAGACACAGGUCUCCUAUAUCUACUUUUGAUCAAUUAGAUGACACAGAAGAGCAUCAUCUUUGCCUGUUACAAACACAGAACAAGAAAAGACACUCGCCAAAAUGCACUAAUAGGACAUUAAAUACUCUGGGAAGGAAAAAGACAAAGGCUGCAUUCACUGCAGCACUCAGAAGUAAUGUUCAGAUUACACUUUCCCCAUUUGUGAACACAAAAAAACAAAAACGAAAGAGGAUUAAGUCCAUAACUAGUGACAGUGACUGA